Messenger RNA from Syngnathoides biaculeatus (alligator pipefish), 2663 nucleotides. RefSeq names its product chromobox homolog 2 (Drosophila Pc class) (gene cbx2). Gene Ontology annotation, cellular component: PRC1 complex; heterochromatin. The transcript is spliced from 6 exons. The record is from RefSeq and is a predicted model, not a curated record. The coding region runs from base 66 to 1511 and encodes 481 amino acids. Gene Ontology annotation, biological process: negative regulation of transcription by RNA polymerase II. NCBI's taxonomy places the organism in Eukaryota, Metazoa, Chordata, Actinopteri, Syngnathiformes, Syngnathidae.
UCAUAUUUCAAACAAAGCGGCGUCUGUGUUUUUGGGUGUUGUUAUUGUUAUCGUGUGGGUCCACCAUGGAGGAGCUGAGCGCCGUCGGCGAGCAGGUUUUCGACGCCGAAUGCAUCCUCAACAAAAGACUCCGAAAGGGAAAGUUGGAGUUUCUGAUCAAGUGGAGAGGGUGGUCGUCCAAACACAACAGCUGGGAACCCCAAGAGAACAUUCUUGAUCCCAGACUUCUGGCAGCCUUCAACAAAAAGGAGCAAGAGAAGGAGCUUCUGAUCCGGAAACGUGGGAAAAGGCCAAGAGGGCGACCACGGAAGAUGCCCGAAAAUGUACCAGAGGCCACCAAGUCCAACAGCUCUUCCUCAGGAUCCUCAUCUACAUCCUCUGAUUCCUCAUCUUCGUGUUCCUCAUCGUCCUCGUCCUCCUCGGAAGAAGACAACGUCGAGGAGCAGGCGAGCCCUAGAAUCCGAACACGAGACCUCCACCCCCAUCCUGUCCCCCAAAAGAAGGCGCAGAUUGUGUUGGCCAAACAGGAGCCCCCCAAAAAACGUGGUCGCAAAUCUCUGAGCCAAGGCCUUCAGAAAAUCCUCAAGAAGGACUCCGAUCUUCCUGGUUCCAUUAAGAAGCCAGUUCACCUGGCCAGCUUUGCCUUUAUGGGUUUUCAUCGGGGUUCCGGCAGGGGUGCAGCAAGUGGUCCCAACCGCAGUUCCACCCCAGAUGGAGGAACUUCAAGAAACUCCUUGAGCUCAGUGGGAUCAGGCAGAUCAAUCCCGCCUUCUCCCAUCCAUCUGAUGAAAUCGAGCCCAGGCAGGAAUAUCACUGAGGGGAAACUGUCCAUUUCCAGUCUGGAUUCGUGCAAAACUAGAGGGGUGGCAGCUUUGAAUUUGAAUGCACCCAAACAUCAUGUCCAAGGAUCCCCCCAGCGUACCACAAAUUCCCCCAGUGUACAAAAGGCUCAUGUGCUCCAGAGAAUAACCAAUGCAAAAGCCAUGGCGGCCCAAGCAGAAAAGAACAUCGCAACCAACCAACCUCUCAAUCUUCACAACAAAGUAACUCAAGGCAACAAAUCGCCUGGGCCCAGCCCUGGUUCAGCUUUGAGAAACGCCACACAUCCUGAACGGAAAACUAACCAAAACCAGGAGUACAAACGCCCCCAUAGUCCCACUCCCCCGGGAGGAACCCGCAUACCUGCCCCAGUCAAAGACCUGACAGAAAUUCAGACCUACAGAGGGAAGCUAGACAAAAGUGAGGUCCAUAUAACCGAGAACCACCUGGAAAGAGCGGCCUCCAAAGAUGGCAAGAUGAGCACGGGUGAGGACGAGAGUAGCUCUGACUCUGACCAGGACUCGUCAGAUGCUGGUCAGGAGCGUGUGGCAGUGGUCCAUACCCAAGACUGGAAGCCCACCCGCAGUCUGAUAGAACACGUGUUUGUCACGGACGUCACUGCCAACCUAGUCACAGUCACGGUAAAAGAGUCACCCACCAGUGUGGGAUUCUUCAGCAUCCGGAACUACUGACUGGACCUCAAACACUUCACCUGACCAUCGCAUCAGGACACUUCAUGAUUGUAAUUUAUUUGCUCACGUUAUUUGAUACCAUGAUACUUUUACAUGUGUUUUAAUUCAAAUCCAUGGGAGUCCAAUCAAACAUCUAACGAACAAGGGUAUAUAAAGCCCACCAGGACAACCACAGGAAUUUUGCGAGUGAAUCCCUUGCUGCAUGGGAGACAACCGGGAAGCCGGAAAUAUUUAACACGGAGUUUACAGGGUCCAAAAUCAAACUAUUCCAUAUAAAUGUAAGAAUUGGAUUUGAUUGUCGACUGUUGACGAAAAAGUCACGGGAGUCUAGACAAAAAUCAAGGGUAUUGAAAGCCCGUCUGAGCAAAAACCCAAAGUCAGGAGGUGAAUUGCUUGCUGCAUUUAAGAUAACCGGGAAGUUGGAAAUUGUCUCACUUGGAGCUUAAAGGGUCUAAGAUCAAAAGGUUUCAGUCAAACAAACUUCAAAUCCAUUAAGACAUUUCAAAUCCAUUAAGACAUUUGACCAUCUGCUGUUCUUCUGUCAAAAUGUCCAUCAUACUUUAUCUGUGUUUUCAUCUAAGUUCACGGUAGAUCACACAAACAUUUGAUGAUACAAACAAAGAUGAUAAUCUCUUGGUUCAUUCACGACCACAGUGAAGUCUGAAAUAUCUCACACGGAGCUUACAGGGUCCAAUGUCAAAACAUAUUGGUCAAACAAACCAUAACAAAAAAAUCUCAAGAUUGUAGUUGAACUGAUGAUAAAACUGACUGCCUAAAUUAUUUUGGAAAUGCAGUACAGUUUAUUUCCAAAGGUAUUUGCUCAUCUGCCUUGACUCACAAACGAUCCCAUUCUAAAUCCAUCCAAAGUGCCACGGUAGAUCAGAUCAGAUGGAAACCAUUUGCUCAACAUUUCUGAGGUCCCGGGUUCAAUCCCAGACACGCCUGUGUGGAGUUUGCACGUUCUUCCCGUGUCUGCAUUGGUUUUCUCCGGGCACUCCGGUUUCCUCCCACAUCCCAAAAACAUCCAACAUUAAUUGACACUCUAAAUUGCUCCUAGAUGUAAUUGUGAGUGCGGCUGUUUGUCUCUAUGUGCCCUGCGAUUGGCUGGAAACCAAGUCAGGGUGUACCCCACCUCCUGCCCAUUGACAGCUG